This is a messenger RNA of Ustilaginoidea virens, 2199 nucleotides long. RefSeq lists its product as uncharacterized. The transcript is spliced from 6 exons. The record is from RefSeq and is a predicted model, not a curated record. Gene Ontology annotation, molecular function: carbohydrate:proton symporter activity. Bases 1 to 2199 code for a protein of 732 amino acids. NCBI's taxonomy places the organism in Eukaryota, Fungi, Ascomycota, Sordariomycetes, Hypocreales, Clavicipitaceae. Gene Ontology annotation, biological process: carbohydrate transport; transmembrane transport. Gene Ontology annotation, cellular component: membrane.
AUGCUUCCUGCUCCUCGCUCGCAAGAGGUUCCCCUUCGCUCGCCCCCAGAGCCGCCCAACAUUCCUUCGACAAACCCGUCCCGUCUUCCUUCCAACAUUCCCUUGCGGACCCUCCCUACCCGAUCAGAGACCGAACAAGACUCGCAGGCCGCCUCGCUGUUGGGUUUCUCCAACCACCGCCACUACCACCAGCACCUUGCCCCCAGCCAGUCUCGACUGUCCUCGGACUCGGAAUCCUCCUGGACGGACACUGGCGACAUUGGCGACCAGCUAGGCGACCAGCGCGAUCCUGUCCUUCUGCAGCUCCCCGACGACCUUGACCAGGAUCUCCUCGCUGGAGUCCAGAAGCGUCAGGCCAAAAACCAAAAGAAGGUCCGCAUUCACGAUCCGUCACCACGACGACCGUACCGUCGUUCGCAGUCACUGCCUCGCACCGUCACGAAAGAAGCCAUCGAGAUUCCUUACGUACGGACACCGAGACCCUCGCCCGCGCUGCGUUGCAUCGGAGCCAUCAUGUCGGGUCAUUCCGGCUCCAUCCACGGCCUCACGGGCAAGGCCUUAAUCUACUUUACCAGCAUAUUCGUUUCUCUCGGCGUAUUUUUAUUCGGUUAUGAUCAGGGCGUCAUGUCGGGCAUUAUCACUGGCCCAUACUUCAUUGAUUAUUUCAAUCAUCCAUCGAAAGCGCAUGUUGGCACUAUGGUUGCCAUUUUGGAAAUCGGUGCCUUUAUCUCGUCGCUCGUCGUUGGCCGUGUCGGCGACAUUAUUGGGCGCCGGCGCACCAUCUUGUAUGGCUCAUGCAUCUUCUUUGUCGGCGGAGCCUUGCAGACUUUGGCGACUUCCAUGGCCAUGAUGAUGGUCGGCCGCAUCGUUGCGGGUUUGGGCGUCGGCAUGCUCUCCACCAUUGUACCCGUGUACCAGUCCGAAAUCUCGCCUCCGCACAACCGCGGAAAGCUGGCCUGCAUCGAGUUCUCCGGCAAUAUCAUUGGAUACACGACGUCUGUGUGGGUAGACUACGGAUGUGGCUUCAUCGAGAGCAAUCUGUCAUGGCGAAUCCCGCUCCUCAUGCAGUGCGUCAUGGGAGCCCUCCUUGGACUGGGCAGCUUGGUCAUUGUGGAAUCGCCCAGAUGGUUACUCGACAAUGACCACGACGAGGAAGGCAUGGUGGUUAUUGCAAACCUCUACGGUGGCGGCGAUAUUCACGAUGCCAAGGCUAGAGACGAGUAUCGUGAAAUCAAGAUGAACGUUCUUUUACAACGGCAGGAAGGCGAGAGAUCCUACUCGGAGAUGUUCCGCAAAUACCGGACCCGCGUCUUCAUCGCAAUGUCUGCUCAGGCGCUGGCGCAGCUCAACGGCAUCAACGUCAUCUCAUACUACGCCCCCUACGUUUUCGAGUCGGCCGGAUGGGUAGGCCACGAUGCCGUGCUGAUGACGGGUCUCAACGGAAUCACCUACUUCUUGUCCACCAUCCCGCCAUGGUACCUGGUAGACCGAUGGGGUCGGCGGCCCAUUCUGCUCUCCGGCGCAGUGGCCAUGACGGUGUCCCUGUCUCUCAUUUCCUACUUCAUCUACCUGGACAUUCGGUGGACGCCGAGAAUGGUUGUCUUGUUUGUCAUGAUUUACAACGCAGCUUUUGGCUACUCGUGGGGGCCUAUCCCCUGGCUGUAUCCGCCCGAAAUCCUCCCUCUCAGCAUUCGGUCAAAGGGUGCCAGCCUGUCCACCGCCACGAACUGGGCCUUUAACUGGCUCGUCGGCGAGAUGACUCCAAUUCUGCAGGAAUGGAUCAAGUGGCGCCUCUAUCUUGUGCAUGCCUUCUUCUGCGUGGUGUCCUUUGUGAUAGUGUAUUUUAUUUAUCCCGAGACUUGCGGAGUGCGUCUCGAAGAUAUGAAUUCGAUUUUUGGCGAUGCGAGCACGGUCAUGGGAACCCCGUCGGUGCAUGGCGACACGGAAUCGCUCAUGCGGGCCGGCUCGCCGGGGCCCUCGCGAGACGUGAAUAUCGAAGCCGGCGGCGACAGGGGCGGCGACAUGGACGACGACCACAAAUCCAACAACUUUCAGACAAGCGGCGGCGAAGACGGAAGCAUAGGCGGCUGGCUGUCGCGGAUAGCGGCUCGUGGUCGAUCACCCAGCAUCAGCAGCGGCCGCCAGGGUCGAUAUGCUCCCCUGGGCCAGCAGGACGAGGCGAACCGCAACAACCGAUGA